Periophthalmus magnuspinnatus is the source of this 6461-nucleotide messenger RNA. It is a transcript of the gene ric1, whose product is annotated as RIC1 homolog, RAB6A GEF complex partner 1. Gene Ontology annotation, molecular function: protein binding. The record is from RefSeq and is a predicted model, not a curated record. Gene Ontology annotation, cellular component: Ric1-Rgp1 guanyl-nucleotide exchange factor complex; cytosol; Golgi membrane. Bases 468 to 4745 code for a protein of 1425 amino acids. Gene Ontology annotation, biological process: retrograde transport, endosome to Golgi; intracellular protein transport. The transcript is spliced from 27 exons. Lineage: Eukaryota; Metazoa; Chordata; Actinopteri; Gobiiformes; Gobiidae.
GUCUUGUAAAGAUGGCGUCGGUGCGGGCUGUAGGAGUCAUAUCUGGACGCUUCGCCGUUAUUAAACAUCGCUGGCUCCGGUUGUCCUUCAUUUGAAACGGUCCGAGCGAGUAUUAAAUCUGUUUGUGUAGUCCAGGGACUCCGCAUCGUUUCGUGUUUUACUGCGGGGGGUUGUUUUAUUUCCGUUUAUGGUCGGUUUGUCUGGUCGUUAGCUUCAACUUGUAAAAGCAGCGCUAGCUCAGGCUAAGCUCUGUAACGCCGCAGCUGUUUGGCAUCUUUGUGCAUCUUUGUGCUGCCUUCAUGGAGUGAUAUCUUGGAAAGCAAAGUACUCGUGGCGAUCUGUUUUUUUAGCAACACAAAACCUACUGCCAAUGAGUCGACUGGAUUAAACAGUUUGGCAGUUAGCGGGUGGUCUGCUCCUCUGGCAUUGCGACACUGUUUUGGGGUGUCACGGUGGAGUAAGUCGUCAUGUAUUUUCUAACCGGCUGGCCCCGGAGGCUGCUUUGUCCCCUAAAGAGCGAGGAAGAGCCUUUCUUCAUCCAGCCCAGCUCCCAACGCUUCUUCCUCGCCGUGGUCUCUGAGACUCAGCUGAGCAUCUGGUACAGUCGGCCCAGUGUUUUGAUCGUCAGCUACAUUGAAUCAGUAAAAGCUGCAGCCCAGUUUGGACCUUAUGAAAAAGCAGAAUGGAAACCGGAUGAUUCGAUGGUGGCUGUGGCGACUGCCAAAGGCUAUGUCCUUCUGUUCGAUGUCCUGGGUGGAGGAGAGGACCGCUGUCUCUAUGAGCCCGUUUACCCGAGGGGGAGUUCUCGUAUGAAGCUCAACCCAGGUUAUAAGGAAGAACAGUGUGCGCCCGCUCUGUCCUUAGAGCUGAAGAAACCUGUUGAUCUGGAAGCUCCUAUCACCAGUUUGCAGACUCUUCAAGAGGAUCUACUGGUGUGCACGGCGGACGGCUACCUUCAUGUGCUGCACUGGGACGGACUUGGAAGCAACGGGCGCAAAACCAUCUGCCUUACCACAAUCCCCUUCUCCCUAGAUCUGCAGUCUGCCCGAGGCGGCCCCUCUUUGGAUCUGGAGGGAGUUCAUAUUUGCUGUAUGGAGUAUUGCAUAACUCUGGACGGUUUUGCUGUGGUGUUAAGUGACGGACGCCUGGGAUUCAUCACUCCGCUUAACAACACCAUUGCCUCGGAUCAGCUGCAGGGCGUCUGGGCGGCUGAUGUGAGCGACGGCACGUGUGUCGCUGUGAACAACAAGUACAGACUGAUGGCCUUUGGCUGUGCAAGUGGCUCUGUGCUGGUUUACACUAUCGACACCACAACAGGAUUCAUGCAGCUUUCCCACAAACUGGAGCUUACCCCAAAACACUACCCAGACAUCUACAAUAAAACCGGCGCAGUCAAACUCAUUUGCUGGUCACCUGACUACAGCGUUGUCAUGGUUACGUGGGAGUGUGGUGGCUUGUCGUUAUGGAGCGUCUUUGGCGCUCAUCUCUUUUGCACUCUGGGAGAAGACUUUGCACAUCGCUCAGAUGGAACAAAGAAAGAUCCCAUUAAAAUCAGCUCUAUGAGCUGGGGAGCAGAAGGUUAUCAUCUGUGGGUUAUUCCAAACAAAAGUGAGAGAAGAGCAGAGGAGGAGCAGGUGGUCCAGGAUGAAGAGCUAAAACCCUCUCCUUCAUGUUGUCUUCAAGUUGGCAUUUUGCAGUUUUACUUCAUAAAGAGCGCCCUCACGGUUAACCCCUGCACGAGUAACCAAGAGCAAGUGCUUCUCCACGGGGAAGACCGCCUCUACCUGACCUGCGGCGACCCCUCACAGGUCCACAGCUCCCUGGACACGCACCAGCCGCCCAACCAGGACUCCUCCAUCUCUCAGGGACUCAGCACUUUACUGGGACACAAGCACUGGCAUGUGGUCCAGAUUCACAGCACAUACCUUGAAAGCAACUGGCCCAUACGGUUUGCAGCUAUAGACUCAGCGGGCCAGUGCAUGGCUGUGGCGGGAAGGCGGGGUUUUGCACACUACUCUUUAUACACAAGGAAAUGGAAACUAUUUGGAAAUGUAACUCAGGAGCAGAACAUGACGGUCACCGGGGGUCUGGCCUGGUGGAAUGACUUUGUGGUUGUCGCCUGUUACAACUUCAAUGACCAGCAAGAGCAAUUGAGGCUUUACCUUCGGACUUCUAACCUGGACAACGCCUUUGCCUCGGUCACAAAGUUACACUCUGAUACUCUGCUGCUGAAUGUGUUUCGAGACAUGAUAAUCCUGUUCAGAGCAGACUGUUCCAUUUGUCUCUAUAGUUUAGAAAGGAGGAAUGACAGCCCGAGCCCGUCUGUUAACGUGGAACUGCUCCAAGAGGUGUCCAUGUCCCGCUACAUUCCCCAUCCCGGUCUGGUCGUCUCGGUCACUCUGACAUCUGUACGGACGGAGACUGGCAUCACGCUGAAGGCGCCACAGCAGGCCUGCAUGGCUGAAAGCAUCAUGUUGAAUCUGGCUGGACAGUUGAUAAUGCUCCAGAGGGAUCGAUCAGGGCCGCAGGUACGAGAGAAGGAAACUGCCCUGAACAACAAAAAGCCGCUGCCCUUUUGUCCACCCGUUGUGCUGGCUCAGUGUGUGGAGAACGUCUGGACCACCUGCCGCUCCAACAAGAAGAAGCGCCACCUGCUGGAGGCCUUGUGGUUGUCCUGUGGAGAGGCAGGGAUGAAAGUGUGGCUCCCACUGUUUCCCAGAGACCACCGCAAGCCCCACUCGUUCCUUUCGCGGCGUAUCAUGUUGCCAUUCCAUAUAAACAUUUACCCGUUGGCCGUGCUGUUUGAGGAUGCCCUGGUGCUGGGGGCGUCCAAUGAGACUGUGCUGUACGACGGGCUGCAGGGAUCCUCUGAGUCACUAGAGGCGCUGUUUCCCUACUGCACAGUGGAGAGAACGUCCCAGAUCUACCUUCAUCACAUCCUGAGGCAACUGCUGGUCCGCAACCUGGGGGAACAGGCUUUAAUGCUGGCCCAGUCCUGUGCUUCUCUGCCGUACUUUCCUCAUGUCAUGGAGCUGAUGGUUCAUGUGGUGUUAGAAGAAGAAGCCACAUCUCGGGAGCCAAUACCCGACCCUCUGCUGCCCACUGUGGCCAAGUUUAUCACCGAGUUCCCCUUGUUUCUCCAAACUAUCGUUCACUGUGCCAGGAAGACGGAGUACGCCUUGUGGAAUUAUCUGUUUGCUGCUGUGGGAAACCCCAAGGAUCUGUUUGAGGAGUGUCUGAUGGCUCAAGAUCUCGACACGGCGGCCUCCUAUCUUAUUAUUCUGCAGAACAUGGAGGUUCCAGCAGUGAGCCGCCAGCAUGCCACUCUACUAUUUAACACAGCUCUUGAACAGGGCAAAUGGGACUUGUGUCGUCACAUGAUCCGAUUCCUCAAAGCCAUUGGCUCUGGGGAAAUGGACACGCCCCCUCCCACUCCUACCACUCAGGACCCCACCUCAGGAGGCUUUGAGUUCUUCAGAAAUCGAAGCAUCAGUUUGUCUCAGUCAGCAGACCCUGUUGCUUCAGGCAAAUUCAACCUUCAGAAGACGUUCAGUAUGCCCAGCGGGCCUUCGGUGAAAGGGCGAGACGUGGAGUGUGCGGAGAACAUGUACAUUGACAUGAUGCUGUGGCGUCACGCCCGACACCUGCUGGAGCAGCUGCGCCUCAGAGACCUCGGCUGUUUCUCUGCUCAGCUCGGCUUUGAGCUCAUUGGCUGGUUGUGUCGAGAGAGAAACCGUGUGGCUCGAGUUGAAGAUUUUGUUUUUGCAUUAAAAACUCUACAUAAAGAUUUCCUGUGGCCAUUUCCUGUGAUUCCUGUUGGUUGUAUUAACUCUCCACUAAAGAAUGGCCGAUGUCGUCCAGUGCUGAGCACCAGACUGUUAAAGUCUGGGUCGGCCGAUAGUCUUCUGCACAGUGACAUGGACACGGCGCCUCUUCAGACUCAAAGCAGCAGCUCCUGGAUGGAGGGCGUGGCUCAGAGAGACCUGGACACGGCCUCCUCGAGUCUGUCAAACCAGCAGUCACCUCAGACACAAGACGCUUUUCUGUCUCUCGUCACAAACAAAGUGGAGGAAUACAGUAUUGGCUCAGCCACCGACCUGACGGAGACGAGUUCAGUGGUGGAUGGAGACUGGACCAUGGUCGAUGAAAACUCUUCAACACUAUGUUUAAGCCAAGCAGAACUGGAGCAUAUUUCCAUGGAGCUUGCAAACAAGGGUCCACACAGGUCUCAGGUUCAACUGAGGUACCUCCUGCACGUGUUCAUGGAGGCCGGCUGUCUGGAGUGGUGUGUGGUAAUUGGUUUGAUCUUGAGAGAUGCCAGUGUCAUUAAGCAGGUCAUUAGUUUCCUGGAUCACCCAGAAAUUCCACCAGAAACUGUAAAGAACAUUAAAAAUGGCUUAUUGGCUGUUGAGACGUGGGCUUCCACAGACUGUUUGGGAUACAAACCUUUUUUCAACUUAAUCCAAGCACAGUUACAGCAACUGCUGGAAUCCACAGCGGAACAAGUACAAGUGGAGGCAUUUCAGCCCAGCAGCCAGUCAAAGCUAGGGGGCGCCGAGGGGCAAACGAGCCCCGUAAACCCUCGGCCUGAGGACAGCCGCGGAGGCAGCACUUCACUGGGCCUGGCCCUGCCCAGUCUGGAGCCCGCGGGGGGCUUCCCCCGCCCCUUGUCUGAGGACGGUCCAGAUGAACCCAUAAAGGAGCAGGAGGACGAGGAGGGAGCGUAUGACUGCACCUUGUCCUGAAACUCAAAUGUGUUGAACUCUGAGUCUCAGACGUACUGGAGCUGGACUUACACCGUACAGGCCCUUACUUCAGUCAGUAUUACCACUCUUUAGUGUCGAGUGUAAAACAGUGCCAUCAGGACUUCAGCACAACCCCAACUCGUUCACUUUGACUUUUCCUCAUGGAGAGAAGAGUCAUUUGGAGAGAUGGGGAUUAUGUACCAACUCUUAGGCAAGAAGUGAGGAUUUUAACAUUGGAAAAUCAAAACGACUCUAAACUAUGUUUCAGCCUUCAGAAAUGGUGCACUUUAUGUGUACAGAACUUUUUCAUACCUCAUGAUUUUAAAAUAUUUUCUGAAAACCUUUUUAUAAAUUAAAAGUACAAACAUAUUUUUGUAUAUGGCCCUUGCAGUCCUAAGUCCAUAUAAAAAUAUAUAUAUAUAUGAAAUGCAAAAUGAUGAAGUGGUUUAGGAUUUUUUACAGAAAUUAUGAGGAUUCUGUAUUGCUAGUUUCUUACCAGCCAACAGUACCGCUGCUCAUGUAUUUUUCACUAACCCUAUGAGGCUGUAACAAAAUCCCCUCCACUCUGCCCAGACCAUCCUGAGUGAUGGGAACCGGAGCCAGUAUCGGUUAUUUACUUUCCUCGAACAAGCAAAGCAAACAUCAGUGUUGAGGUGAGCUCUCAGUGUGAGCGCUGCACAGGCCUGAUUUAAAGCUGCGGUGCAGUGGGGGGCCUGACUAACUCCAUUGUGUGGAAAGCAAAAGUAAAACACUUGAUCCACUCACAUUUAAGCUUGUACAUGAAAUGUAGGAUUUGAGUUGAACAGCCACAAACCUGAUGGUCCCAUGAUGAAUGUGUUAACCCUCUGAGCGUCUGUGGCUUUGAGGGACUUGUACUAUAUUGUGUUGAAAUCACUUUGAUAAAGUGGUGAAUAUUUCAUUGAUUUUAUUGUAUUAGACAUAUUAUUUAUUGGCAUUGUUGUGUUUUAUUGCCGUGUCUCAAACCUAGUGAUGUGCUCAGUUUAAGACUGACAUUUACUUAAUCAAACUCAUGUAUUGGCUCAAAGCACAAAAGUGUGUCACCUGUAAGUCAGUAUUUGUCCAAUGUUUUGAAAUGUUGCUUUAGCUUUUUAUUUUUAUUAAUUUUACUGCUUAACUUUAUUUUAUCCAAACUUGCUUUUACCUUCUCAGGUUGACCCGUUUUUUUCAUAGGAACUUUUGCUCUUUUGCCUGUAAAAAACAAACCAUUGGCAUCUUAGUUUUUAGUAAAACUAAAAAGGGUUUUUGAUGAAAGGACAAAGGUCACCAUGGUACAGUGAGUGUCUUCUGUUCACACACAGAGACAAAGCUGCAGCUCCACGACGCUGCUCCGCUGUGGCUUUACUUGAAUAACUGACAAACCAAAGACUAUGUCAAGAGAGGCCUUCGCUUUGCUUUCCAUUUAUUGUUUUGGUUUAUUAUUUAAACUUGAAUUUCCUAUUCAUCACAAACAAUUUAAGAAAUAAACUGGUGAUGACUGCCUGACAAUUUCCUAAGGAAAUGUGCAUUUCAGAUCUUUUCUUCUGUGGGUUUGGGGCGAGUGGAGACAGCGCCACCUUAAUGUCCUUUUAAGGAAACGCUCGGGUGAAGACGAUGUUCAGUGUUGUAAAAAUACAGUUGUACAAUUGUCUUUUCUAUAACAUUUUCUACUCUAUUUUCUCCUGUAAAUAAACAUAAAUAAAUUAUUUUUUAAAAUGA